GGUGUGGCUAUUAUUUACAAAAUCUGGAGCCAAGCUUCUGAUCCUUUUCCCCAGGACGAUUCUCACCAUCGGUAAUUCCCCCAAAAUCCCGAGGGCAGUGCACAUCCCACUGCUCUCAACCGUCUUAAGAGCAACCCGACUGCCCACGCACGGUGCCGGGCCGAUUGGCGAAUCAGCGCUCGCCGUGUGCCUGGCCGGGGAGCCCGUCUCCGCCGGAAAACCCUUGCAACCGAGAAAAAAACCUGCCGUGGGACCUCCCGACCGCCAAACAGAGUUCACAGAUCAUAGGCCAAGAGCUAAUUUCAUUCCCCACCAAAAUUACCCCCCGCAACUGACGAGAAUUUUAGCGUGGGGGUUCCCUGGGGUUUUGCACGCAACCGGAGGCAAGUGGAGUUGGGGAAUGUGCAAAGAGAAAAAGGGAAAAAUGCCCCCCUCGAUCGACUCUUUUUCUUUCUUCUCGGUGUGAGAAUCCGGCCUGGUUGCUUAGAGAAACUCCCCAAAGCACAGUAUAUACCACAAUGGCGGACGAUAUCUCACGAAACAACGGUGACCGCAUCGAGGUUGAGAUUGAGAAGGAGCGGAUCGAAAAUCUCGAACAUGUCGCCGAGCAGCAGCAGAAUGUCGUGCCUCAUAUCGACCCGGCUCGUCGAGCCGUCGUCGAGAAGAGCCUCAAGCGUAAGCUGGAUGCUCGCUGCAGUCUGUUCGUGUUGAUCUAUAUCAUGAACUACCUCGACCGCAACAAUAUCUCGGCGGCUCGUCUGAAGGGUCUGCAGGAGGAUCUCAACCUCACGGAUACUCAGUACUCGACCUGUCUGAGUAUUCUCUAUGUGGGAUAUAUCCUGAUGCAGGUUCCUUCGAAUAUGUUCAUCAACCGUAUCCAGCGGCCUUCUCUUUACAUCGCCAUCGCGAUGACUCUCUGGGGUCUGAUCUCGACCUGCUCGGGUCUGGCAGGCAACUUUAGCCACAUGGUGGCUAUCCGUUUCCUGCUCGGUUUCAUCGAGGCUGCCUUCUUGCCCGGUGCCCUUCUCAUUCUCUCCAAGUGGUACACCCGCCGAGAGUUGACCACCCGGAACGCCAUCCUGUUCUGUGGUAACCUGAUCUCCAACGCCUUCUCGUCGCUUGUCGCUGCGGGUGUCCUGUCCAACAUGGACGGUGUCCUGGGCCAUGCCGCUUGGCGCUGGCUCUUCUGGAUCGAAGGUGCUAUUACCAUGACCAUUGCCAUCUCGGCUGCUUUCAUCCUUCCUGACCUGCCCACCAACUCCCGGGGUUUCUCCGAGGAGGAGCUCCUUGUGGCGCAGCUUCGUAUUCUGGAGGACGUUGGCGAGGCCGAUACCGACUCGGAGGAGCAGAGCCCCUUCAGUGGCCUCAUCAUGGCUCUGAAGGAUUUCAAGAUCUACCUGAUGAUGCUCGCUUUCACCGCGUAUGUCGUGGGAUUGUCUUUCAACGCUUUCUUCCCUACUCUUACCGGUACCCUUGGCUUUUCCUACGUUCCCACUCUCCUCAUGAGUGCUCCCCCAUGGGUCUUCUCCUGUAUCUUCUCCGUGAUCAAUGCCUGGCACGCGGAUAGAACCCAGGAAAAGAUCUGGCACAUCUACGGCCCCAUCUUCAUGGGUCUCGUCGGCUUCAUCAUCAGCAUGUCCACCCUCAACGUAGCAGCCCGCUACAUCGCCCUCUUCCUCCAAGCCGGCUCCUACGCCGGCUUCAUCGUCUUCUACUCCUGGAUCAGCUCCUCCUUCCCCCGACCCCCAGCCAAGCGUGCCGUCGCUCUCGCCCUGAUCAACGCAUUCAGUCAACUCGGUAACGUCGCCGGCUCGUACGUCUGGGAUCUCAAGGAUAACGGAUACCGCAAGAGCUACGGUAUCGUCACUGCCAUGUACGGCAUUACCAUUGUCGGCUUCUGGAUCUUCCGCAUGAUCCUGGUCAAUCUUAACAAGAAGCUUGAGCAGAAGGAGGCCGCGUGGGAUGCUGAACAUACGGAGUCGCAGACUGGGGAUGUGGUGUUUAUGGAGAGUGCGGAUGAGUCGUUGCGGAUGCGUAAGGGCUUCAGAUAUCUGGUUUAAAGUGCUGGUUUGCUCGGAUCAGAUAGUUAUGACUGUCAUCAUGCCUGGUGGUGUGUGGCGGAUUUGUAUGAACAGUGGGCCUUUGGCCUUGAUGCAUGGGUAUACCGUGUGUAAAUUUGGAUAUAGUAUAUGCGAAACAACGCGACAUGAACAGAAACAAUGUGUUCUUCAG
Molecule: messenger RNA, 2232 nt
Organism: Penicillium brasilianum
Lineage: Eukaryota; Fungi; Ascomycota; Eurotiomycetes; Eurotiales; Aspergillaceae
Source: the annotation of a GenBank genome assembly